Soboliphyme baturini is the source of this 447-nucleotide messenger RNA. The record is from the annotation of a GenBank genome assembly. NCBI's taxonomy places the organism in Eukaryota, Metazoa, Nematoda, Enoplea, Dioctophymatida, Soboliphymatidae.
AAGCAAAUUACAGCCCUCAGAUUCGCUCUCGCCAGAGAACAUGACCGUAUCCUUCAUCCGUUUUGGAACCACUAUGCAGGAACGUGCCGUACCUGUAGUGCGCAAGUCAGUGGCUUGCUAGCCUUCUCCCGGCGGAUUCCACCGAAGUUUUUUCGAAAUUCGGUUGGUCACUACGAGCUGUGGCCGCUGUUCUUCGCGAUGGGUGCAUUCUUCGCCGGAACGGCCGUCAUCGUGCCUUACACACUGAGCAAGUUCGACGUGUGGCUGAACCGCUCGAACCCAAUACCACCGUGGGACUGGCGCCGGUGCCGCGACAAGUACAUGAACAUACCGACGCGCCUGUACAGAGGCAACGAACUGCGACGCCACCUCGAUGACGCGGCGCUGAUAGUCCGCAUGGAAGACCAGCUGUACAGCUUGUACAACGCGAACGACAAAAAUAAAUGA